Messenger RNA from Williopsis jadinii, 540 nucleotides. RefSeq lists its product as uncharacterized. The record is from RefSeq and is a predicted model, not a curated record. The annotation marks the transcript as partial. Lineage: Eukaryota; Fungi; Ascomycota; Saccharomycetes; Phaffomycetales; Wickerhamomycetaceae. The transcript has a single exon.
ACAGAGCUCUGUUCUGUUACACUUGAAACAUCACCUCAAAUACUCAAAUAGUACUUAAAGGAUAUGUUCAGGAUAGUAAUUUGUAUAAUGUGUGAAUACGUCUAGCUCAACAUCAUAACCCAAUCUAUAAGAACAGAAGAAUUAUGAAGUUUUCACUCGUCGCCGCCCUAGCACUUGUUGCACCAGCUUUCGCCCUUCCAAUUACCAACGAAGGUGCAGUGGAUUCCACAUCUGUUUCAAACUCCACCAUUACAGCACCAGAGAGUGACGUUCCAGGUUAUGCCAACGGUGUUGAAUUCCCAUUCUCCGAGGAUGCCAUCGACACCGUCGUUCUCCUCGGUCCAGACGUUGGUGUCAUUGUUGUUGACGAUGCUGUUUUCUUCGUCAACAUCACCAUCGCUGAAGCCACUUACUCUGAGUGAGUGACAAGCUUCUGAGUCUCCCCAGUAUCUAAUCAGUCCAGUCCCAAUAUCUGUGUGUGCUUUUUUUUCUCAUUUCCUGAUUUUUUUAUAUAUACCUUUGUCUUCAUAAAUGCCAAUU